Molecule: messenger RNA, 2562 nt
Organism: Alligator sinensis (Chinese alligator)
Lineage: Eukaryota; Metazoa; Chordata; Crocodylia; Alligatoridae
Product: HRAS-like suppressor 3
Exons: 5
Coding region: 1618-2127 (169 amino acids)
Biological process (GO): N-acylphosphatidylethanolamine metabolic process
Cellular component (GO): cytoplasm
Molecular function (GO): A2-type glycerophospholipase activity; glycerophospholipid phospholipase A1 activity
Source: RefSeq, a predicted model, not a curated record
AGAAGUGCGGGAGGGAGAAGCAGAGAGAAGACCCUGGAGGGAUGUUGCAGCCGGAGCCCCCUCCCUCCUGCUGGGUGGGGUCAGGGCUCAGCUGGGGUGGCUGUGGCCUAGGGACCCCUUCAUCCAUCCUGGUGUGGCCCAAGGUGUCUUGGGGGGCCCGGAGCCUGGGUGGGCGAUGGGGAAAACGGCAGGGAUAGCAGUCAUCCAUAUGUCCAUCUUGCUCCCUCUCCAAGGUCAUCUCCAGCAGAGGGGUGGGGUACCUGCUCUCCUCUAUUGCCCCUCACGGGGCCCCUUUUGCCUCCAGCAGGGCCCACAGUUGCCCCCUGGAGCCCUCCUCCUGCCCCUCAUGAGGCUGACCUCUGCCCCCUCAGGGACCCUGCUUUGCCAUCUGUGGGACCAUCGUGACUGUCCUCAUGAGCUCUCCUUGCCCUGACAGCAGGUCUUGCUCUGCCUCUGUGGGGCUGCUGCUAACAGAGAGGCCGACACGGGCCCCCUUUCUUCCCCCCCAGGGCUGUGUUUGCCCCUAACGAGACGUCUGGGGCUGCCAAGGAGUUGACGGAUGCCGAGGGAAUCACGCUUUGCCCCUGCAGGGCCAGCUGCCUGUCUCCCCACCAGCCAACUUCUCCAGCCCAGGCCUCUGGCUUCCAGCCUCUGAAGCUGCCCUGGGCUUCAUCCCGUCUCUUCCCAGCUGCAGUGUACAACCAUCUCUCCCUGAUGCUGUCCGUGCACUUGCGGUUUGGGCCCCUUUUUCUCUCCCUGUCUCCUUGUUCCUGGAGAGCGGGCUGAGGGCCAAACCUGACACUAAGCAGAGAUGCAUGCAGCCCUCCUCUGUGUUGGAACCGGUCCCCCUCCAUGGCUCUCCCAUCUGGAUUGCCGGCCCUCAUACAGCCGACGGUCAUCCUCAGGGGGUCUGAAUGACUGGGUCUUAGGGGAGCUGAGCCACUCUCCUGGCUCCUCGCAGGGCUUCGUUACACUCCACCAGUCCCUUCUGCUCCACGCUAACGAGGCAGCUUGGUCCAGCGAGGCUGACGAUUGUCACAGGGCCUUUGCUUGCCCCACGAGACCUGCAUGCCCUGUGCAUGGGGACCGUUUUGACCAAUAACUCAAAGCAAAGCAAGUGGGUCACAGUUUAGAGCGACCUCUUACAGCCCAUGUCAGAAAGGAAGUUAAAAGAAGAUGUGCUUUACCUGCGCGUCACAAUGGGAUCCAGACAGCAGCUCGACAGAAAGGAACCACUAUAAAAAGUGACUAGUGAAUAUUUCUGACAUAACCGUAUAUGGGAAACGCGGAAGACAAGUGUAAGCAUACAUAAAAUCAGGAAAAGAAACUGAAAGUUGUAGAGAACAUUACACAGGAAAAGGAAUAAAACUACUUGAAGCCCAGCGCGGUGACGGAUGCAGGGCGGCUGAACUCCCCGUUCCCAUCAGGAGGCUUGGCUCCCUGCAGCCCCAAUCUCACCCUGGGCGGUCUGUGCAGCCGGGCGCAGGGUAAUCUCUGACUGUGGAUGGAAAGUGAAAGCUCCUGACACCGCUUUCGCUGAGUCCAGCCCUGAAAACAGCACUCUGGGCGGGGGUGGAAGUCAGCAGAAAUCAGCUGCUCUGGCGCUGGGGCAGGAUCAUGGACGGCCGGGGACCGUGGCUGGAGCCCGAGCUCAAGCCCGGAGACCUCAUUGAGAUUUUUCGCAGAGGCUACCGGCACUGGGCCAUCUAUGCGGGCUAUGGCUAUGUCAUCCACCUGGCCCCCCCAGGGGAGGCAGCGGAUGCAGGAUUCUCCAGCCUGUUCUCGGUGCUGACGGACAAGGCGGUGGUGUGCCGGGAGCUGCUCUGGACUGUGAUGGCAGGAGACCGGUACCGGGUGAACAACCUGCACGACCAGCGGCUGCAACCGCGGCCCCGCGAGGUCAUCGUGCGUGAGGCUGAGGCCCAGGUGGGCCAGGAGCUGCCCUACAGCAUCACCACGGAGAACUGCGAGCAUUUCGUCACCCAGUUGCGCUAUGGUGUCGCCCGCAGCGAGCAGGUCCGGGAUGCUGUGACUGCUGGGGCGGCCGGUGUUGCCCUCUUGGGUGUCUUGGGGGCUGGGCUUUUUGUGGGAAAGAUGCUGUUGCGGAGCAGGAAAGAAGAGGAGUAGCUCACCCCCACUUGGCUCCAUAGACCCACUGUGCCUAUCUCUCGCUCUGGGAACCUUGGGAGCACCUUCCUGCCGCCCCACCUCCCCCAGCCUUGGGACCCCUCACCCCUGCCAGCUGGGGCAAAUGAAUGAGGGACAUCCAUGUCUGCCUUUCCCACUGGUGCGGUGCUUCAGAGCUCUGUCUUGUUGCUGCUUCCUUUGUGGUGCCAGCACCCCUCCCUACCCUUGGGGCACUUGAUUAUGCCCCUGCCCCCCUAUCUUUCACAAGAUAUCUUUUUACCAAAUUAUAGAUGAAAAACAAGUCAUAUACUAAAAACCGAACAUAUUUUAAUGGUAACAUGUUUUAAUGUUAUUUUAAAAAAAAAUUUUUUGUCCUGAUUUAUGGCUUUUUGAAUCGUGGAUGUAGAGAUGAUUGCAUAAUAGCUCCAUAUAAAG